GGGCCUCGGGCAGGCCCGGGGCAAGCCUCGCACGGCCGCCACCCUAUGCUACCCGCUGCGUCUCGGAGGCUACUACGUGCCCUCGGCCUCAGCCGCAAGAUGGGGGAGGCGUCCUCCACGCUCCCCAGCCGGGACCAGGCCCCGCUCGGCCGGGCCGAGCCCCUUCAGACCACCGGCAGACACCACGUCAGCGGGAACAGGACGGUGGCCCCCUUCCCGGAAGGCACCCAGAUGAUUGUGUUCGGCAUGGGCUGCUUCUGGGGUGCCGAAAGGAAGUUCUGGAAGCAGCCGGGAGUGUACUGCACGCACGUAGGCUACGCGGGGGGCUACACCCCAAACCCCACCUACAAGGAGGUGUGCUCAGGGAAAACCGGCCACGCGGAGUGUGUCAGAGUCGUGUACUACCCAGAACGCAUCAGCUUCGAGGACCUGCUGCGAGUCUUCUGGGAGAACCAUGACCCCACGCAAGGAAUGCGCCAGGGCAACGACUUUGGUACUCAAUACCGAUCGGCCAUCUUCCCGGCAGCAGCGGGUCAGCUGGAGGCCGCGCUGAACUCCAGGGAGAAGUACCAGAAGGCUCAUGUGACAUCUACACGCCGAGCUGCCACGCUCCUGCACAGUUACCAUGGCAGCCAGCCGAGCCUGCCCAUUGGCUGCCGCUGGGGGAGAAAAGGCUGGCCGGGGGUCGGGGUCAGCAGUCAGGUGCUGACAGACAGCGGCUUCGGAGCCAUCACUACCGACAUCCGUGAGGGACAGGAGUUCUACUACGCGGAAGAGUACCACCAGCAGUACCUCAGCAAGAACCCCGACGGCUACUGCGGGCUCGGGGGCACCGGCGUCUCCUGUCCCAUUGGAAUCAAGAAGUGAUUGGCAGCUCAGCCCCCGCCCCUUGCCCAUUUGCUUAUUGCCUGGCAGCCCUGCUGACUGGGCACUGGCGGCAGUGGGAACGCUGGCCAGGCGGGCUGGAGGGCAGGGUAACUGCCUCACUCCCUCCUGCCCUUCCGCGUUCUGGAAGGCCACACCCACUAUUUACCCACCCCCUCCACCUCCCCCCCGACGGCACCACACCAUGCCCAUUCCUUACCAUGCCCCCUCGCCCAGCUCCGUCCACUCCAUCCCACUGGACUUCGUCCACCUCCCCGUUUGGCCCUGCUGCUGGAUUCUCUUCCUCAGUCCCCCACCAAGCCGUGUCCCCAACCUGCACCCCAAUAAAAGCCCAUUCCUAUCACCGUCA
Messenger RNA from Tachyglossus aculeatus (Australian echidna), 1234 nucleotides. RefSeq names its product methionine sulfoxide reductase A (gene MSRA). Gene Ontology annotation, biological process: cellular response to oxidative stress. Gene Ontology annotation, molecular function: peptide-methionine (S)-S-oxide reductase activity. Gene Ontology annotation, cellular component: cytoplasm. Bases 46 to 867 code for a protein of 273 amino acids. NCBI's taxonomy places the organism in Eukaryota, Metazoa, Chordata, Mammalia, Monotremata, Tachyglossidae. The record is from RefSeq and is a predicted model, not a curated record. The transcript is spliced from 7 exons.